GAGGAGAAAAAAGAAGCAGCGGCGGCGGCGGUGAUUCACCUUCUGAAACAAACAGGAAGAAGUACCGCGCGCUCCUGUCCACCUGCGAGAUCUGUUGUCCUGCGCGAGGAGCGAGAGAAGAGAGAGAGACACGCGCGCGCGAAUCUACUCGGAAGACGGCACUAUUAACUUUCAGCUGGUUGGUGGUCCGCUCCUCUCUUCGCCGACCUUAAAGAUGCAGUGUCCCGGCCGCCGCUAUCCAGACACACCCAGCGAGGAGCAGAGGCACAGGAAAUAAGAGACUUUAGGAAUCAGCAGGUCCUUAUGGUUGAGGUGGCGUGCGGUGCCCCUUGCCAUGCCUCCGCCAUGACGGACCUCCUGGACAUCUGGGCGGCCCAUUCGCCCCUGGCCGGCCACGCUCCGGACCAGGUCACCGUGGACUUCCUGCUGCCCACCGGUAUCUACAUCCAGAUGGACGUCCCGCGCGAGGCCACCGUUCAGCACAUCAAACUGCUCUUAUGGAAGCAGGCUCAGUCCUUCCCACUGUUUCCCUCCCUGGGCGAGAUGGAGAGCCACAUGUUCGAGUGCGUCAACCAGGCCGCCGUGCACGAAGAGCUGGAGGACGAGACGCGCCGGCUCUGCGACAUUCGGCCUUUCCUGCCGGUCCUCAAGCUGGUGACGCGCAACUGCGGCCGGGCGGAGCGCCUGCUGGACUCCAAAAUCGGCGUGCUCAUCAGCAAGGGCCUCCACGAACUCGAUGCCAUAAAGGACCAGGAGGUGAAGGAUUUCCGCAGCAAGAUGUUUCGCCUCAGUGAAGAGAGGAUGCAACGGGUCCAGAUGAUGACGUGCACGGAGUGGCUGCAGGCCUGCUUCUCCCCGCAGCUGGAGCCGCCGGCGGGCGCCGCCAUCACCAACGGGCUCAACGACCGGCCGGCCGACCUGAAGAUCAUCAUCCACUUCGACCAGUCUCAGGACUCGGCCAGUCUGAAGGUGCCGACGUCCUGCGUCCCCUCUGAGCUGAUGGAGAUGGCCCUGAAGAAGUGGCUGACCACCCACGGGCCCGAGGAGGAGGAGGCGUGGCGGGGUCAGUACGUGCUGAGGGUCAGCCACUGUCUGGAGUUCCUCUGCGGAGACCAGCCGCUGAUCGAGUACAAGUACAUCCGCACGUGCAUGCAGGCCAAGGAGUCCCCGCACCUCACCCUGGUCCACACCAGCACCGUCCAGGCCAUGUUCGACAAGGAGAUCUCCACCAUCGGCGCUGUGGUCGGCCGCAAGUCCUCCAACCCGCCUCUACCGCUGCCUCCCAAGAGAAGGGUCCCCGCGCAAGUACAGACGUGUGUGUGGGACGUGUCCAGCCCGUUCAAGAUAGUCCUCGUGAACGGCAGCAAGGUGAACGCCGAGGAGACGGCCAAGGUCCAGGUGAGGGCGGGGCUCUUCCACGGCACGGAGCUGCUCUGCAAGCCGGCGGUGAGCAGCGAGAGCAGCGGCCGCUCGGACCACACGUGGAAAGACAGCACGCUGGAGUUCGACCUCUCCGUCUGCGACCUGCCGCGCAUGACCCGCCUCUGCUUCGCCAUCUACGCCAUCAUGGACAAGGUCAAGAAGCAGAAGUCCACCAAAAACGCCCACAUAAACAAGUACCAGACCAUCCGCAAAGCCGGGAAAGUGCACUACCCGAUAGCGUGGGUCAACACCAUGGUGUUUGACUACAAAGGCCAGCUGAAGACCGGAGACAUCAUCCUGCACUGCUGGUCGUCCUUUCCUGAUGAACUUGAAGAGAUGCUGAACCCCAUCGGAACCAUCCAGACCAACCCGUACACCGAGAACGCCACGGCGCUGCACAUCAACUUCCCAGAGUACUCGCCGCACUCCAUCGUCUUCCCGCCCUUCGACAAGAUUUUGGAGAAAGCUGCAGAGAUCGCCAGAGCAAGUGACUGCGUAUCCAUGGGUCGCGGCGGGAAGAAGUUCCACAUCGAGCUGAAGGAGAUCAUGGAGCGCGACCCGCUCUCCCAGCUGUGCGAGAACGAGAAGGAUCUGAUCUGGACGCUGCGCUACGACUGCAGAGAGAACUUCCCCCAGUCGCUGCCCAAGCUGCUGCUCUCCGUCAAGUGGAGCAAACACGAGGACAUGGCGCAGCUCCAGGCCCUUCUUCAGGUCUGGCCCAAACUGAGUCCCAGAGACGCUCUGGAGCUCCUGGACUUUAACUACCCUGACCAGUAUGUCAGAGAGUAUGCAGUGGGCUGUCUGCGUGACAUGAGUGAAGAGGAGCUGUCUCAGUACUUGCUACAGUUGGUGCAGGUGUUGCGCUACGAGCCGUACUACGACUGCGCCCUGACCCACUUCCUGCUGGAGCGCGCCCAGGGGAAUCGCAAGAUAGGACACUUCCUCUUCUGGCACCUGCGGUCGGAGAUCCACAUGCCGGCUGUUUCGGUCCAGUUCGCCCUCAUCCUGGAGGCCUACUGCAGAGGCAGCAUCCCUCAUAUUGAGAUUCUAAAGAAACAGGUGGAAGCCCUGAGCAAGCUGAAGUCGGUGAACGAGCUCAUCAAGCUGGGAAGCCUCAAGACCGCUCGGAGUAAGACCAAGGAGGCCAUGUUGACCAAAGAGGCCAUGAUGACGUGUCUGAGGCAGAGCGGCUACUCGGAGACGCUGUCGGACCUUCACUCUCCUCUGAACCCCAGCAUCCUGCUGUCGGGCAUCAAUGUGGAGAGGUGUCGGUACAUGGACUCCAAGAUGAAGCCACUCUGGAUUGUUUACAACAACAAGCUGCUGGGCGGAGACACGCUGGGAAUCAUCUUCAAGAACGGAGACGACCUGAGGCAAGACAUGUUGACCCUCCAGAUUUUGAGGUUGAUGGAUCUGCUGUGGAAAGAGGAGAAUCUGGAUCUCAGAAUCGUACCGUACGGUUGCCUAGCAACGGGCGACCGCUCGGGGCUGAUCGAGGUGGUCUCGUCCGCCGACACGAUCGCCAACAUCCAGCUGACCAGCAGCAACGUGGCGGCGGCGGCCGCCUUCAACAAGGACGCCCUGCUGAACUGGCUCAAGGAGAGGAACACCGGGGAUGCUCUUGAGCGAGCCAUCGAGGAGUUCACUCUGUCAUGUGCAGGCUACUGUGUAGCCACCUACGUCCUGGGCAUCGGAGACCGCCACAGCGACAACAUCAUGGUCCGCAGCACCGGACAGCUCUUCCACAUCGACUUCGGUCACAUCCUGGGCAACUUCAAGUCCAAGUUCGGCAUCAAGAGGGAGCGGGUACCGUUUAUCCUGACGCACGACUUCAUCCACGUCAUCCAGCAGGGCAAGACCGGAUACACCGAGAAAUUUGGCAGUUUCCGUCUGUACUGUGAGGAAGCCUAUCUGAUCCUGAGGAAGAACGGGAACCUCUUCAUCACCCUGUUUGCCCUCAUGCUGACCGCUGGCCUACCCGAGCUCACCUCCGUCAAAGACAUCCAGUACUUAAAGGACUCUCUGGCUCUGGGUAAAACCGACGAGGAUGCGCUGAAGCAGUUCCGCCAGAAGUUCGACGAGGCGCUGAGAGAAAGUUGGACAACCAAAGUCAACUGGAUGGCCCACAAUGUGGCCAAAGACAACCGCUCCUAGAGCAGCUUGACACCACUCAGGGGGUCCUGGGGGGUCCCAAGAGGGCCCAAGAGGACCCAGGAGGACUCGCUGAAGUGAGCGUACGAGUGCGCCGCAGAGGAGCCCGGUGUGUCGGCCACCCUCAUCUGAAGAAGGGAAUCUAGCCGGAACAUACCAAACGCGAGCAGAGCCCCCCCUCUCCUCCCUCUCUCACGCUCUGAGCCACGCCCGCCUCCUCGCCUCGCUGCUGCAUGGCGCCUCCUGACAACAAGCACACAAAAACAAUCCCAGCUUCACGGUCUCGUGACAUUUCGGUGGAAUCACGGUGGGUGAAAGUCGUUUUGCACGUUUUGCACAGGCACGGCAACAGGCAGCCAAAGGAAGGGAACUGAAGCAUCCACUCUGCGCACACACACACGCACGCACACACACACACACACACACACACACUAAUAUGAACGAGCGGCCCCCACGGAGCGGGGCUGACGACACCAAAAAUAAUAAUCACGUUUUGGGGUGGAAGACUUUUGUCCGACGGACUUGAAACCGGGGCUUGUGUGGACUCUGAGGGGGCGCUUGGUUAGACCACGCCCCCAGAACUGCUUCAAGUACAGCAGAGCGAGUAGGUGGGUGGAAAAGACGAACACCGCCCCCCCCCCCCCCCCCCCAUGUCUUAAAGCGAUGUGCACACCGCCCACAAGAAGUGCGUCUCACCGCCCCUCGCUCCCGCUGCCUCAGUGUGCCUCAAAACUGCGGGAAGAUUGUAUUUUUUUUGUAUAUAUUUUUAUUAUUUUUUGCUAUUUAAGAAUUUUAUCGCGUGGCUUCUCACGUGCUACUCUACUAGUCCACAGAGGAAACUUGUGUCGGGGAAAUAAUAAUGGCGAGAGAAGGAUCGACUCCCGGAGCCCCUUUUUAAUCGGGCCGCUGUUUGAAUCUCGCUCAUUUUGAACACUGGCAAUGUUCAGACGGAAAGAACAUUUCAAAAACGGUCUUUUAAUGGACUAAACACUUUAUUUUGUAGUGUAUUUUAUUUUGGAAAACGUGCAUUGUUCCUUUUCAACGUUUUCAAAUCGAGAGCAUUAUUGGACAACGUGUUACCGCCUGUGAGUUAUCGCUCGCCGACUCGUCUUAAGGUCCACAGAGGACGUGGUGGGCCUUAUUUUUAUUUUUUUAAAGCGCCGUCCCACCCCUGAGGAGUAACCGAUGCUUUUCUCUCUUCUUUUUUUAAGAUGUUAGGACCAAAAGAAAAGAAAAAACAACCCCAAAAAAAGCGAUCGUUUCAUCGUUCACAUUGUUUUUAAUUAUCUGCGUCUGAAUCGAAUGUGAAAUCAUGUGCCGCUCUCUUUUUAAGUGUAUUUGUUUUUAUACGAGCAGGUGUGGGCGGGGUCAGGGGUCGGCGUGGGCGGGGUUUUACCAGGAGGGACAUUACACUGCGAUGCAAAAAGCUACUUCCUCGUCUCGACAUACGAUGCUCCUCAGCAUCCGCAUCUGUGUUUUGAUUUUUCGUGCAAUAUCCGAGUAUAUGAACCAUAUCCUGUCGUACAGAACGAUAACGGUGGUGUGCGCGUUGCAGCUGGACUUCGCACCGCCGGCCUUCAAAGAGUCAAAAAGUCUCAGACACUGGAUAUUGUCAAAUGUACAGGCUUUUAUUGUUUUGCUGGUUUUUGUUUUGUUUUCAUAGGAGUUUUUAUUAAAGUUAUUUUCCACCUUGCUGCA
Messenger RNA from Pseudoliparis swirei, 5271 nucleotides. RefSeq names its product phosphatidylinositol-4,5-bisphosphate 3-kinase, catalytic subunit beta (gene pik3cb). Gene Ontology annotation, cellular component: phosphatidylinositol 3-kinase complex; plasma membrane; cytoplasm. Gene Ontology annotation, molecular function: 1-phosphatidylinositol-4-phosphate 3-kinase activity; 1-phosphatidylinositol-3-kinase activity. The record is from RefSeq and is a predicted model, not a curated record. Lineage: Eukaryota; Metazoa; Chordata; Actinopteri; Perciformes; Liparidae. Bases 304 to 3576 code for a protein of 1090 amino acids. The transcript has 24 exons. Gene Ontology annotation, biological process: phosphatidylinositol-3-phosphate biosynthetic process; phosphatidylinositol 3-kinase/protein kinase B signal transduction; phosphatidylinositol-mediated signaling.